CCAACCGACAGAAAAGUGUGCCAGGGCAUGAGCAACCAGCUGACGCAACUGGGAACGCGCGAGAAUCACUACGACAACAUGUUGCGCAUGUACGGCAACUGCUCGGUGGUUCUGGACAACUUGGAGGUGACGUACGCUCUGGAGCACCAGGACCUUUCCUUCCUGCAGUCCAUCCAGGAAGUGGGCGGCUACGUGCUGGUGGCCAUGAACGAGGCUCGGACCGUGGCCCUGCCCAACCUGAGGCUGAUCCGAGGUCAGAACCUCUACGAGGGCAAGUACGCGCUGCUGGUCAUGUCCAACUACAACCGGAACCACUCUGUCGCCACGCUCAAUUUGACAGGUGGACUGUCACAGCUGCAGCUAAGCAACUUGACCGAAAUCCUUCGAGGAGGCGUGAAGAUGAGCCACAAUCAUUUUCUGUGCAACGUGGACUCCAUCCAAUGGGGGGAUAUUGUGGACCAAAGCAGCAAUCCCAGCAUGCUUUUCAAAAUGGAGCCAUUCCCACACAAAUGUGAGCCUUGCCAUCCGACGUGCUUCAACAACUCCUGCUGGGCGCCCGGACCCGAACAUUGCCAGAAAUUCACCAAGUCGUCGUGCGCCGAACAGUGCAGCCGAAGGUGUCGCGGCCCCAAACCUAGCGACUGCUGCAAUGAGCACUGCGCGGCGGGUUGCGUCGGCCCGCGGGCCACCGACUGCCUGGCGUGCAGGCUGUUUAACGACGACGGCACCUGCAAAGACGCGUGUCCUCCCGAGAAGCUCUACGACCUCAAGACGCAUCAAGUGGUGAAUAACCCCAACGCAAAGUUCACCUACGGCGCCACCUGUGUCAAGGCCUGCCCGCGCAACUACGUCGUGACGGGGGGCUCGUGCGUGCGCACGUGCGGCGCUGGCAUGUUCGAGGUGGACGACGACGGCGUCCAGCGAUGUCGAACCUGCGAGGGAGCCUGCCCCAAAUCGUGCGACGGCAUCGGCGUGGGCGCUCUGGUCAACACCAUCGCCGUCAACGCCUCCAACAUCGAGUCGUUCCAGAACUGCACCAAGAUCAACGGCGACAUCUUCCUCAUCGAGACUUCUUUCACCGGGGACGCCCACUAUAAGAUCCCGCCCAUGGACCUGGCCAAGUUGGAAUACUUCCGAACUGUCAAGGAAAUUACAGGAUUCUUACUGAUCCAGGCGUGGCCCGAGAACCUGACGUCUCUCUCCGUCUUUGAGAACCUGGAGAUCAUCCGCGGCAGAACUACGCGAGCACAACACAGCGUGGCCGUGGUAAGGGCGCACAACCUCCGCUGGCUGGGUCUCCGCUCCCUCAAGGAGGUCAGUGCGGGAAGAGUGACGCUGAAGGACAACCCCAAGCUCUGCUACACGGACACCGACCAGUGGACUCGCCUCGUCCGAUCCAAGGACCAAACCGUCAGCCUGAAAAACCUAUCGUCGCCCCAAAUCUGCCAAGAACAAAACCGCACGUGCGACCCUCAGUGCUCCCAAAAAGGCUGCUGGGGGCCCGGACCCUCCAUGUGCGUCUCCUGCCGACAUUUUGACAGAAGGGGGCGCUGCGUGGCCUCGUGUAACCUGCUGCGAGGGGAACCCCGAGAGGUGGCGCUGAACGGCAGCUGCGUGAAAUGUCAUCCCGAGUGUCUGGCCACGGACGGGACGCCGACCUGCCACGGAGAGGGCCCCGACAGAUGUUCCCGGUGCGCUCACGUGAAAGAUGGCCCCCACUGCGUGCCGCGCUGCCCUCACGGCGUGAUGGGCGACGGCGACAGCACCAUCUGGAAAUACGCCGACGGCCAAGGCCGCUGCCAAUCUUGCCACCGGAACUGCACGGAGGGGUGCACGGGACCAGGACUGUCGGGAUGCGCCGGAGCGGCGGGGCAUUCCACCUUGGCGGCGGGCGUGGUCAGCGGGCUCCUGCUCGUCGUCGUCCUAUCGUUAGUCGUCUUCGUCGCGCUGAGGCGACGACAAAUCAAGAGGCGGAGGACCAUGCGGCGUCUCCUGCAGGAGAGAGAGCUGGUGGAGCCGCUCACCCCCAGCGGCGAGGCGCCCAACCAGGCCAUGCUGAGGAUGCUGAAGGAGACGGAGCUGAAGAAGAUUCGGGUCCUGGGCUCCGGAGCCUUCGGGACAGUCUUUAAAGGUUUGUGGAUCCCCGAAGGUGAGGACGUGAAGAUCCCGGUGGCCAUCAAAGUUCUCCGAGAAGCCACGUCGCCUAAAGCUAACAAGGAAAUUCUGGAUGAGGCCUACGUGAUGGCGAGCGUGGAGCACCCUCACGUGUGCCGCCUUCUGGGAAUCUGCCUGACGUCGUCGGUGCAGCUGGUGACGCAGCUGAUGGCGUACGGCUGCCUGCUGGACUACGUGCGCCAGCACCGGGAACACGUGGGCGCUCAGUGGCUGCUCAACUGGUGCGUCCAGAUCGCCAAGGGGAUGAGCUACCUGGAAGAGCGCCACCUGGUGCAUCGAGAUCUGGCGGCCAGGAACGUGCUGGUCAAAACGCCCAAUCACGUCAAGAUCACGGACUUCGGACUCGCCAAACUUCUGACGGCCGACGAGAAAGAAUACCACGCGGAUGGAGGGAAGGUUCCUAUCAAAUGGAUGGCCUUGGAGUCCAUCCUUCAGUGGACGUACACGCACAAGAGCGACGUUUGGAGUUACGGCGUGACCGUGUGGGAGCUGAUGACGUUCGGAUCCAAGCCGUACGAUGGCAUUCCGGCCGGCGAGGUGGCGUCUGUCCUAGAGCGUGGCGAGCGCCUGCCGCAGCCGCCUGUCUGCACCAUCGACGUCUACAUGCUCAUGGUCAAGUGUUGGAUGAUCGACGCGUCGAGUCGUCCCAGCUUCCGGGAACUGAUUGUAGAGUUUUCCAAGAUGGCGAGGGACCCCAGCAGGUACCUGGUCCUGCAGUGCGACCCGCCCAGCCCGUCAGACGGCAGGUUCUUCUCUCGCCUGCUCAGCUCGGACGAUCCCGACGACACGGUGGACGCCGAGGAGUACCUGCUGCCCUACAAAGGCGCCGACCACCCCUGCGGCGCAACGGCUCAUCCCACGCGAGCCAACAGUGUCGCCAUGCGCUAUAUCAGCGACCCCACCGGAAACGCGGCGGACAAAGACCACCUGGACGGGCACGAGUACGUGAACCAGGCCGAGGGCGGCGCCAUUAGACACCGAUCGGACUUCCACAACCCUAACUAUGAAGACUUCCAUCCAUUUUGGGGCGCGGCCUCGCCCGCCUACCCGCAGAACAACGGAAAGGUGGGGCACCGCUUCCAAGAGGGCCCCGAAUACUUAAACACGGCGCAGAACUCGCUACCGCGCGCCGCCACCCUUGACAAUCCUGACUACCAAGCCGACUUCCAGCCUCAGCCGGCGCCCGCAAAGACUCUGUUAGCUGCCCAGAACCACGAGUAUUUGGGUCUGACCGCUGACUUGCAGACGACUGCCUGCUAG
Nerophis lumbriciformis (worm pipefish) is the source of this 3435-nucleotide messenger RNA. NCBI's taxonomy places the organism in Eukaryota, Metazoa, Chordata, Actinopteri, Syngnathiformes, Syngnathidae. The record is from RefSeq and is a predicted model, not a curated record.